AAAGCACCACUUAGCAGUCACGGGAAGACAAGGAAGCAAUUGGGGUUCAAUGGCUUCCCUCAUCACCACUCUUCCAGUGGUGCUCUUGUCUACUCUUAGCUUCCCACUGGAAACCACUGCAAACAACUACUACUACACCUCUCCUCCUCCACCUAAGAAAUCUCCCCCUCCACCUUUUCCUCCUUACCACUACCAGUCACCACCACCACCUCCACCAGUCAAGUUUCCUCCACCACCAACCCCAGUCUACAAAUACAAAUCACCACCACCACCUCCACCAGCCAAGUCUCCACCACCAAUCCUAGUCUACAAAUACAAAUCACCACUACCUCCUCCACCAGUCCACAAGUCACCUCCUCCAUCACCAUCCAAGAAGCAUUACGAGUACAAGUCUCCACCACCUCCACCACCGAAGGAGCAUUAUGAGUACAAGUCUCCACCACCUCCACCACCACCUCCUACUCCAGUCUACAAGUACAAAUCUCCUCUGCCACCACCUAAGGAGCAUUACAAGUACAAGUCCCCACCACCCUCUCCUACUCCAAUCUACAAGUACAAAUCUCCUCCACCUCCUCCUACUCCAGUCUACAUGUACAAGUCGCCGCCACCACCACCAUCAGUCUACCAUUACACUUCACUUCCUCCUCCUCACCAUUACUAAGAAAGGCUUAACUUGCAGGAAAGAGGUUUAUUAUUAGGAUGGCGAAAUAAAAAGGACGGUUCCUGAUUUUCAUCGUAAGAGAAGGAAAGCAAAUUUAAUCUCCUUGUGUGAUCUUUGUUUUUGAGAUAGAAUAGCAAAUAAUCAUGGAAAAGGGCCAUGUCAGAAAAGGAAAAAAUGGUGAAGAGA
This is a messenger RNA of Telopea speciosissima, 847 nucleotides long. Its product is annotated as extensin-like. The record is from RefSeq and is a predicted model, not a curated record. The transcript is spliced from 3 exons. NCBI's taxonomy places the organism in Eukaryota, Viridiplantae, Streptophyta, Magnoliopsida, Proteales, Proteaceae. The coding region runs from base 50 to 661 and encodes 203 amino acids.